This is a messenger RNA of Anoplopoma fimbria (sablefish), 1732 nucleotides long. RefSeq names its product protein phosphatase 1 regulatory subunit 15B (gene ppp1r15b). The record is from RefSeq and is a predicted model, not a curated record. The transcript has 2 exons. Gene Ontology annotation, biological process: response to endoplasmic reticulum stress. Gene Ontology annotation, cellular component: endoplasmic reticulum; protein phosphatase type 1 complex. Gene Ontology annotation, molecular function: protein phosphatase regulator activity. Bases 1 to 1731 code for a protein of 576 amino acids. NCBI's taxonomy places the organism in Eukaryota, Metazoa, Chordata, Actinopteri, Perciformes, Anoplopomatidae.
AUGUCUGGACGACAUGAUGCCGCUCACCCCGCACCCGGCGCCGCACAUGACCUACCUGCGGUGUCAGCACGCCGGCCUCCCGGAGCCCGGCGGCGGCAGCGCCUUGCCGUGGCUCACCGGGGAUUCUCUGCUGGAGAUGGGGAUCCAAACCCCGAAGACAUAGACUUGAAUCUCUGCCAGCAGACCCAGAUGGGGUACCUGUCUUCUGUCAGGACCUUCUUCAGCCACGUUCUGUUGAGCUCGGUGUCAUCUCAGGAAAUCAAACCCCCGGGGCAGAGCAGGACGUGGUGGGGGAACCUCUGGGUGGGGGAGGAGGGCUCACACAAAGGGACCUGGUCCGAGGCGCCCCCCGUUACGGGCCGUCUUUGUCCGGGAGAGACAAAAGCACCCGAAACAACCGAUGCGUGGACGCUGGGAGAACACGCUGGACCGACCGACCUCAAAGAGCCGCCGGCCAACAAUGGAGGCCUUCAAACGGCCCAGAACCGCCGGCUCAGCGUCGGUGAACGCCUGAGCGGGUCAGGAGCCGCCGCCGCCUGCAGUGAGGUGGCGCUCCUGACCCCGGAUCAGGACAACGGGUACUCCAGUCUGGAGGAGGAGCUCUUCCAGGUGAGGAUGCUGGAAGCCCCGAGUGAAGCGCAGCGGGAGGCCGACUCGGAUGAAACUAGCGCCGCCGUCGAGACAGAAAUGGAGGACGAGAUCCCCGAGGAAGGAGAGUCUACAUCGGGAAAGGUCGACGACGACGAAGAGGAGCAGCAGGAGGAGGAAGAGGAAGCAGAAGCAGAGUCCGAGGAGGCUCCUCAGUGCCAGAACAAAGCCAUCGCCUUCAUCAUGGGUUGCCCCUGCAGCGACGAAGACGACAGCCAAUCAGACGGGGAGUCCAGCGAUGAAGACGACGAUGGUUUUGACAGCGAAGGCUCGUCUGAUGAGUCCGACUCCACCGACGAAGACGACGAGGAAGAGGACGAGGAGGAGGAAGAGGACUCUGAGGCGGAGCGGCUGUGGAGCUCGCUGUGCCAGAGCGUCGACCCGUACAACCCCGAAACUUCACCGCCCGGCUGCACACCGCCUCCUCGCCCAGGACCAUCCCCACCUCCUCGCCGCUGUCCUCCACCCAGUCCACGCCGGACUCCUCCCCGACCCUCCCUCCCCCUCGCAGCCUCCUCCUCCUCCCCUCCGUCCGGCAGCGACUUCUGGGACGACUCCACCUCGGCCAGCGAGGCUGACGAAGCAGAAAGCCUCCGCCUGUGGAGCUCCUUCAGCUGCCCCGCCGACCCCUACAGCCCCCUGAACUUCCAGGCCUCCCUCAGGACUCAAAGGCCCGUCGAGGAGGCGGGACCCAGAACCAGAACCAGGACCAAGAAGGCCUCCCAGACUCCCUCUCGCUCCCUCUACCACAACCCAGCGUCUCCGCCCGAGUACAGGAAGGAGGAGGCCGAGGAGAGGCUGGACAGUGGCUUCUCUGAACCCUCCACCUCCUCCUCCACCUCCUCCUCCACACAGAGCUGCAAGAAGGUUCGUUUCUGUGACGUCGUGGAGGAGUUCUUUGCCAGCUGUGGUGAGGAGGAGGAGGACCGGCGGGGCCCCUGGGAGGAGCUGGCCCGGGACCGCUGCCGGUUCCUGCGGCGCUGCCAGGAGGUGGAGCACAGCAUCGCCUACUGCCUGCAGCCGCAGCACCGCGGCCUGGUGUACCGCCGCCUCGUCUCCGUCCUCUACGUCCAGGACGCCUGAG